Molecule: messenger RNA, 1362 nt
Organism: Geodia barretti
Lineage: Eukaryota; Metazoa; Porifera; Demospongiae; Tetractinellida; Geodiidae
Source: the annotation of a GenBank genome assembly
AUGAGCGCGCUGGUCCGCAUCCGCGACCUCGCGGUCGAUUUCACGAGCGCCGUCGAGACCGUGCGCGCCGUCUCCGGCGUCUCCUUCGACAUCGAGCGGGGCGAGACCAUGGCGCUGGUGGGCGAGAGCGGCUCGGGCAAGUCGGUAACGGCGCUCUCGAUCCUCCAGCUCCUGCCCUAUCCGGUCGCCUCGCACCCGAGCGGCAGCAUCGAGGUGGACGGCACCGACGUGAUCGGCGCGUCUGCGCGCAGGCUGCGCCAGAUCCGCGGCGACCGGAUCUCGAUGAUCUUCCAGGAGCCGAUGACCUCCCUCAAUCCGCUCCACACCAUCGGCCGCCAGGUUGCCGAGCGCCAGCGGGUGAUGAUCGCCAUGGCGCUCGCCUGCGAGCCCGACCUGCUGAUCGCCGACGAGCCCACCACCGCCCUCGACGUCACGGUGCAGGCGCAGAUCCUGAAGCUGCUGGGCGAGCUGCAGCAGCGCCUCGGCAUGGCGAUGCUGCUGAUCACCCACGACCUCUCGAUCGUGCGGCAUAUCGCGGACCGGAUGCUGAUCGCGGCCGAGCCCAAGGGCGAGCCGCUCGCGGUGGACGGAGCGGCGGCGGAAGUCGUCGCCUGCGACGACCUCAAGAUCCACUUCCCCAUCAAGGCCGGCGUCUUUCGCCACACCGUCGGUCAUGUGAAGGCGGUGGACGGCGUCACGCUCUCGAUCCGGGAGGGGCAGACCGUCGGUAUCGUCGGCGAGAGCGGCUCCGGCAAGACCACGCUCGCGCUGGCGCUGCUGCGGCUGAUUUCGAGCGAUGGCCCCAUCACCUUCGAGGACCGCUCGAUCCAGGGCCUCACGUUCAAACGCAUGCGGCCGCUACGGCGGCGGAUGCAGAUCGUCUUUCAGGACCCCUUCGGCUCCCUCAGCCCGCGCAUGACCGUGCGCCAGAUCAUUGAGGAAGGGCUGAAGCUGCAUCGGCUCGCCAAUGGCGACGGCGGGGGCGAUCCGGACCGCUACCCGCACGAGUUCUCGGGCGGCCAGCGCCAGCGCAUCGCGAUCGCCCGCGCGCUCGUGCUGAAGCCCCGUCUGUUGGUGCUCGACGAGCCGACCUCUGCGCUCGACAUGUCGGUCCAGGCCCAGAUUAUCGACCUCCUGCGCGCGCUCCAGGCCCGGCACCGCCUCGCCUAUCUCUUCAUCAGCCACGACUUGAAGGUGGUCCGCGCGCUCUGCCACGAGGUGAUCGUGCUGCGCGACGGCCAUAUGGUGGAGACGGGGCCGACCGAAGCGAUCUUCGAGGCGCCCCAGACCGCCUACACCCAGGCGCUGCUGGCCGCGGCCCUCGACCUCGAGGCGACCGAGACCGGCGCGGUCAGGAUGUAG